Messenger RNA from Lytechinus variegatus (green sea urchin), 1421 nucleotides. RefSeq names its product WSC domain-containing protein 1-like. The coding region runs from base 1 to 906 and encodes 301 amino acids. Gene Ontology annotation, molecular function: sulfotransferase activity. Lineage: Eukaryota; Metazoa; Echinodermata; Echinoidea; Temnopleuroida; Toxopneustidae. The record is from RefSeq and is a predicted model, not a curated record. The transcript has 5 exons.
AUGUGUGCUAGGGUAGGUGAGGGAGGCCCUUGUGAGGGUGUAUGUGUGGGGGUGAGGAUAUGUGCUAGGGAUGAUCUUCAAACCAAUAUCAGGGAUACACCUACGAUUGGAAACACAGCACAAGGAUCUAACAAGAAAGGUGCAAUCAGAGAGAGUUGUGACGACACACGUCUCAUGCCAAAGAACACCUUCCCAACUAUAGCUCUAGCUAGCUAUCAAGGAUCGGGUAAUACAUGGGUUAGACAUCUCAUAGAGACAUCAACUGGAUAUGCAACAGGAAGCAUUUAUCAUAGCAGAACACUUAUUAACCAAGGUUUUAUAGGUGAAAAAGAAGAUCACCUAACUGGAACGACUCUUACAGUGAAGACACAUAACAUGGCCAGGGGUAAUAUGACGUCACACAUGGUUGGCGCCAUUCUACUUGUACGCAAUCCGUACCGGGCAUUGGUAUCAGAAUUUAACAGAAGAAAAGCUGGCAAGACGGGCCAUGCCCCUAUUUACAAGUUCCAAACUGAAGAAUGGCAUAGAUAUGUGAGGAGAUUUUCCAGGAGUUGGAUUGGUCUUCCUGAACAUCUUAUCUCAAGAUGUCACUCCCCAGGGAAUGUUUGCAAGUCAAUGAUAAUCGUUUAUUACGAACAACUCAAACUCCACAUAGCGGAGGAGAUGCGACGAAUCCUAGACUACCUUGGUGUAUCGAUCGAUGAAGAGCGUCUUGCGUGUACAAUAGCCAAUGCAGAGGGAAAGUUUCACAGGCAAACUUCAAAUACGAGUCUGGACCCAUUUACACAAGAAGAAAGGACUAUGAUUGAUGGAUAUGUAAAAAGUUAUCUCGAUUUAAUCGACAUGUGGGAUCUCAAGAAGCCACCACCGUCAGUAAUAUCAUAUCCCACUGAUUUACAUUUAUGAUAAUAUAAAUGAACCAGUUUAAUUUAUACACUCAGCUGUGUAUGAGGGCAUUAAAGCAAUCAAAUUGCAGACGCUUUUUAUAACGCAGAUAAUCUUUUGUCAAAAAAACCUUAAAUGACAGUUAGUAGCCUUUAAAAAUUAAUGUACUACCAGCAUUCAAAGAGGCUGCGCUUCCCAUCAUUAGAAAUCUGCAGCCUCCAACCGGAUCUCUUGUUCUUUAAGAUGUAUCCAGGUUUUUACUUGCACAUCGCUCUUUCCUUUUAUUGUAAAAUAGAGAUCUUCACUCUGACACCAAUCUUUCACGACAUAUUGCGAAGUUCAUUCAAGUUUAGCUUUUGGGAGCUGGAAAAGAAAUUAUCGCAUCAAUUAUCAAGUAAUAGAUUUUUAACGUUGUAGAAAGUGUCUGCUAAGUGAUGCUAAAAAUGUCCUAAUGCCGCACAAAAAAAACUGUGGUGUUAACCGGUGUACAUAGAGGACCACAUCAGUUAUUUUACACCGGUGUUAAAUUGGUGGUG